AUGGAACAAAACUAUCCUAGUGGAUGGGAAAAGAAGAAAAGACAAAAAGCAAAGAAACAAGAAAUACAGCGUUUGUCGGGUUCACUGUUGAAAUUUACUCAAAGGGCGUCAUCCCAAGCGAUCAAUGAAAUAGAGCAACCAGAGGUCCAACAUCUAUUGAGUCCAAGUCCAAGUACAAGCUGUUAUCAACUAGAUAAAAACAAGCAUUCAAGAGCAAGAAGAAAAAACGUGACCUUAGAACCGACAUUAUUAGGGCAGAUAACAACAAAUUGGUUUUAUAAACAGCUUCCUAGUGGAGAAAAGAUUUUAAGGAAAUGGAUGAUUUAUACUCAUGAAAAAAGAUCGCUGUUUUUCUUUUGUUGCAGGCUCUUCUAUAUAAACGAUAAGAACGUCCAGUUUCAUCACAGGAUUCAGCAGUUGGUGAAAAUUGAAUCUUAA
Molecule: messenger RNA, 438 nt
Organism: Psylliodes chrysocephalus
Lineage: Eukaryota; Metazoa; Arthropoda; Insecta; Coleoptera; Chrysomelidae
Source: the annotation of a GenBank genome assembly